AGUCUCUCUCUUCCUUUCGUUCCAGCUACACAAUGGAGUCCCGACAUAUUUUAGUACAAGCCCUUUUGGUGGUGUGCUUGACGCACCUGGCGCAUGGGAUCUUCUUUACGAGUUCGAAGGAAAAUGAAUACCCGAGGAUAGGUAGGCGCGGUUUCGUAGCACCCCGCCCGGACUUUGAUUUAAAUGAUUCCAGAGAUUUAUACGAUAACCGAUUACUCGCAAAGGCGUUAUUAAUGGAACUGUCUGCGCGAGGAGUCAAGCCUUUCAAAUUACCGACACAAGUCGAACACGGAGCAGACGAUUUCGAUACAAAAACGAGGCAGAUCCUGAACGAGGAUACUCAUAACGGAUACCCACAAAAUUAAACAAAGUCCAUCAAUCUGGAUAAAAUAUUCAAACUGGAAACAGUUGCUGCUGUUAAGCAGGAAAUGGUGAGAGUCACGUGAUGACAUUGUCACUUCCUGUAACCUGAAAGGACAUAAUCGGUGCUAUUGAAUUUCAAAACAGAACUUCUCAGAACUUUCUUGUUACGUCGCUUUAACUUCAAGUGGAGAUUCAAAUAAUUUAACUGAGCGAUGGUAUUACUUUUUGGAUUUUGGGGCACUUGCAUAGGGCAAGUGAUUCGCAUUAAACCCCAAAGACACUUACUUAUAAUCAUGUUAAUUUCAUUCUCAUACACGAAAUUUAAGAACAUUUGUUUUACCGCAGAACAGCAUCAGACAUUUUCAUAAAACAUUUAAUGCCUUCGAAAACAUAGAAACAGUGAAUAGGAUAGGUGCAUUACCAAAAUGAAUAAACAUCACAAACCAUGUUCUGCUCUGCGUAAGAUUAUUUGAAUCCAUACCAACCUUUCCAUUGAUUUUUCACACACAAGUGAAAUUUUUAUACCUAGGUUUAUCCUAUUAGGAAAUUUGAGUACUCAGUGAGAGACCAAAUGUUUUCCAUCAAAACUCUGACAACCAUUCGUCUAAUUGUACCUGCAAGAUUUCGAUAGGAGGGUCACCUUUUAUUUAGUCGAACUACUACAGUGUAUUUAGAAGAUUUAUUAUUUCCAUACAUGUAUGUAGUUCCGGUGGAUAGUGCCUCACUUUGACCAUGUAGUAAUAUGUAGUGCCACUUUUUUAUUAAUAAGGAACCUCUCCUAUUAAUUUCAGCAAGGUAGAAAGACUUCAAUGUCAGGUUCGUUUGUGGGCAUUGUUUGUAUGAGGCCCGCUCUGGUAAUUGGUGAUAAAGAUGGCCGUGUCAAGGUCAUCGCUGUGGCGCGUAUAUCUUAUAUCAGUGUAUAAAGCAGCACCUUUUGAACUGAUAUUCAGUCCGUUUUUCACAAUUGGACUCGAAAACCCCAAAUUCAGAUUGAAAUCUGAUUUGAACGGAAGGAACAGGCCUCUAAUCCAAGAAGGUGAUCAUCACAUUCACAGAGCACUUCCUCAACCACACCGCCUAGGCCCUAUGCCAAUCUUGUGACCUCUUUUUCUUUUUUGGAGUGACGGUGAAAUUCCGAUUGUCUAAUAUGUCUUAAACCAGCUAUACAACAGAUGGCAGACCCUUGAAAUAGUCCACGCUUCAUCAGGAAAAGCGCAGCGCCGGGCAAAGUUAAUGUCAAGGUUUCAUUUAUAAAUAUGAAAAUGUACACUAGCCUACAUGUACUUUUAUUUGGUGUUGAUAUUUUUUGUGUUAUGCAUUACCCAGUAUCAGACCUGCUACUUUCCACUUACCUGCUAUCUCAUUAUCUGCAAAAGACCAGCAAAGAGUGGCAGAAGCCCAGAACUUGCAGCAAGGGUGUUUGUGUGUUCCUUGGGCGGUUCCCAAACAGGGCAAAAGGGUAUGAAAUAAACUCACCCAAACACGGGACUGCCGACGCCCACCAUAUGCCCACCAUACGUCGUCCGGCUGACCUCAUUCUCUGGACCAAUUCCAUGCCAAGCGGGGUGCCGCCCACCGCUGGCGUCUUCGGCCGGUCUUACCAAGACCCGCCAGAAACAACUACCGACACAGGAAGGUUGCUUGUGUAAAAGUGGACAGAGACUGGUGAAUGGUGAGGAAAAGAAGCAGUCACGGCAGGCUUGGAUUUUGACAGGCUCGGAAAGAUCAUAACGCGGACGUAAAAGUGUCUCCGUGUGGACAGCUUAGCGUUUCUCCAGUGGAGGUUAGCGGCAGGCUUUCCUGCUGUAAAUAUUAUCCCCGUCACAUCUCACCCCUUGUCACCGAACCCACUACCUUUUAAGUCACCAGAUCAAUCGCUCUGCUCACAAUUUACAAACCCACGACUCUCUUCCGCUGGGACUUACAAAGAUCUCCCAUCAUAGUGAGCAAAAUGUCAAGGAAAUUACUGACUUUAUGUAAAUAAAGAGUUAAUUCUUAGCAACAUCGAUAACGAAAGUCACCAUUCGAAGAACAAAGUUCGAAAACCACUUAUCAUCAUAAGUCAUUUUUAACAGACAAGAUCUGAGUUAUCUCUGUUUGAAAUUAUCGUAUUUCUGAUAUUUUAAUAUCGAGGAGUUUGCUCUCAGCGGGACUGGGACUGUCCAAGAUUAUUUUUUGGGAAAUAACAUUAUGAUUAUACAUUUUAUGCUCAACCAGUGUAUAUAUUAUCAAACAUUGAAGUUAUACGCAAAGAAAAAAACAUCGCUUUUGACUGAGAGUUUUGAAUUGACAACAUGGUCUUUGUUGGUUGGAAUCUCCGGGGUUGGUUCGUGCUAAACAAUCAAUGGAGUUUUAUCUAAAGUGGUCUUUAAUGUCACGAUGAUAUAGUGAGGUAGGAAAGUUCACAUUAGGUCAUUACCCGAGCUUUUAUUUAUUCACGCAACAGCUUCACAGAUUUUGAAAUAGCCCAGCAUUACAACCGAAAAUCAGCCAUUCAAGUCCACUCUUGGAGGAACAAAUGAGAGAGGUCAAUGGUGAGAUGACUGUCUGCCAAGAAGCGGAUCUUCUUAGGAUGCGUAUAGUGUGGCACGUGAACCACCGAUGCAGCCUGCGCCUCGACCUGUACUGAAUCAUAAGUGGAACACGGUCACGUUGAAAUGACAUACAAUGACACAUCGAUAAUCAAAUUGUUGACCAACGAACCCGAUUUGUUAAAAGGUGUCAUGAUAUCAAUAAAGGGACGAUAAACGCGAGAUCAUUAGGUCCUGGGAACACUGAAAGCCGAGACGAAACCAAAAUAUGUUCACCUUCGGUCCAGAUCGCCUCUGGAUAUUGAUGACGGUGGUCAUCUUGGCAACAACUUCACCCCUACCAGGACCCGACGAACAACUUCGUCCAGCAGGCCGCAAAGUGAUGCUUCUCCUGUUUGAUGGAAUGAGUUGGGACUAUCCUGGUUAUCCAGGUUUGACGGGGUUUCAACGAUUGGCACGGUUAGGGGUAAAGGCACGCUACCUUAUACCGGAGUUUCCGACAAAUACGUUCCCGAAUCAUUACACCAUAGACACGGGUUUGCAUGUGGAAAGUCAUGGUAUGAUUGACAACAACAUCUAUGACUCAAAAACAGAAAAAUACUUUUCGUUCCGCGGGGAUAACUACUACAACCCGACGUGGUGGGACGGAGCAGAACCUUUCUGGAUCACAGCUAAAAUGCAGGGUAUACGGACGCACCUCUUCUACUGGCUCGGCUGCACCCAAACUGUUAGAGGCAUGACAGCUGACCACUGCGUCCCCUACCCCAGCUGGGGUAGUGUGGAGCAUAUCCCAUUCAUGGCCCACUUAGACGAGAGUCUGCACCUCUUACAGUACGACCAAACAGACUUUGUUGCCCUGUACACCGACAACGUCGACCACAACGGUCAUUUUUACGGUGUUCACACAGAACAACAUAACACCUCCCUCCGCAAUGUGGAUGACGCCAUCAACCACCUGGUGGAUGAACUAGAAGUUAGAAACCUGACUGAAACCGUUGACGUCAUUCUGCUCUCAGAUCACGGAAUGAUGGACGCGAAUCGAAGCCAAUUGAUCUACCUCGUGGACUACAUCAGUUACUGGCAAUGGUAUACUACGGACCUGGUGACAGUGAGCUCUGGCUGUGCGGCGUUGUUUCUUUGGCCGAAACGGCCCCAGCAGAUUAUGACGAUGUACGGUCUAUUUGUAAACAAGCACCCGCACCUUCACGUCUACCUCAAGCAGCACUAUUCUGACGUGCCCAACUGGCAUUUUGGAGACAACGAACGGACACCGCCGAUCUUACUAGUCGCUGACCCCGGCUGGUGUAUCAUCAGACCAUUUGACUUCUUCAUUCAAACUGGCAACCAUGGUUGGAGCAACAAUGAGCAAGAAAUGAGGACGAUUUUCAUGGCAUUUGGACCAGAUUUUAAGAAAAACUACCUCGCCAAGCCAAUUCAUAUGGUUGACAUCUACCAACUCUACAGUAGAAUCCUUGGUAUGAAACAACAGACCAACAAUGGCACCUGGAGUCGCGUGAGCAACAUGAUGACAUGGAAUACUGAAGACGUCACUGAUGCGCUGACCUAGUAAUCAGAUUCAGGAGUUCAUUUCAAAGUGACUCAUUCAAUGUUCUACCUUUCCUUUCCUGCCAACACUACUGACGGGAUCUGUUCGUUCGAAGAAUUCUCGAAUUUACA
Messenger RNA from Lineus longissimus, 4571 nucleotides. Its product is annotated as glycerophosphocholine cholinephosphodiesterase ENPP6-like. The record is from RefSeq and is a predicted model, not a curated record. NCBI's taxonomy places the organism in Eukaryota, Metazoa, Nemertea, Pilidiophora, Heteronemertea, Lineidae. The coding region runs from base 3163 to 4461 and encodes 432 amino acids. The transcript has 10 exons.